AUGGAAUCAUGGAAGGUGCUGGAACCCUCGACGAUGUCGAAGCGGGGUGUGAACACACUGGAGUGCAUUACUCUCCGCAAGUCCAAGGCGCCUGCCAACAAGUCUCAACUUAAAUUCUCCGUCGGCGAUCCCACGCAUGACGGCAACCUUGUGGCGCCGCCCUCUGCCGUUGACGCUUUGGUGCGGUGUGUGGAGGGCAACAAGUGCAACGGGUAUCCGCAAAUGACGGGGCGGCCAGAUGCACGCGAGGCGGUGGCGCAAUACUGGGGAAAAAACUUUGCGCCUCAACAGUCAGCGCACUGCAAGGGAGAGAAUGUUGUGUUUGGAUGUGGCGUCUCGGAUGUGUUCAUCGUUUCUUUGACGUCAUUGUGUGACGAGGGAGACAACAUCCUCAUCCCGAAGCCGUGCUUCUCCUUCUAUGAUUUCGCGUGUGAACUCUACUCGGUGGAAGCGCGCCACUAUCUUUGCAAUCAUGAGAAGGACUGGGAGAUUGACUUUGACCACCUGCGGAGCCUCGUUGACGGCAGGACGAAGGCGAUUCUGAUGAACAAUCCGUCGAACCCAUGCGGCAGCAACUUUUCACGACAACACAUUGCGGACCUCAUUCGUGUUUGCGAGGAACUUCACCUCCCGUUGAUCGCGGAUGAAAUCUAUGCGGGCCUGGUGUUUUCAGGCGAGACGUUCACCUCCGUGGCGGACUUUGACACGCCGGUGCCGCGCUUCAUUUUGGGAGGUCUUUCAAAAGUUUUUAUGGUUCCCGGAUGGCGCCUUGGGUGGGCUCUUCUCAUGGACACGCACGGCCACGCCGGGGAUGUCAUGCGUGGGAUGCAAAACCUCAGCACCGUGGCGCUGGGCCCAUGUGCAGUGUUACAGGGGGCACUGCCGGAGAUUUUGUCCCAGACGCCGGAGUCGUACUUUAAAAGGAACGCGGAGGAACUGCGUGAGAACGCCGUUGCGCUUGCAAACGCGAUUCAACAAUGCCACGGCCUAUCGUGUGCGGUACCGCAGGGAUCGAUGUUCAUCAUGGUGGGGGUCGACACCAAACUUUUCAAGGACAUCACGAAUGACACGGAGUUCUACGAGAUGCUCGAGGACGAGGAGAAUGUGCAGGUUGUCCCUGGCGAGGACCUUCACAUGCCGGGUUACUUCCGCAUUGUUGUGUCGCGUCCAAAGAAAAUUGUGGAUGAGGUCGCUGCACGCAUUCAUGACUUUUGCGAGCGACACAAAAAAGCGGUUUAA
Trypanosoma cruzi is the source of this 1239-nucleotide messenger RNA. Its product is annotated as tyrosine aminotransferase, putative. NCBI's taxonomy places the organism in Eukaryota, Euglenozoa, Kinetoplastea, Trypanosomatida, Trypanosomatidae. The transcript has a single exon. Gene Ontology annotation, molecular function: pyridoxal phosphate binding; transaminase activity. The coding region runs from base 1 to 1239 and encodes 412 amino acids. Gene Ontology annotation, biological process: biosynthetic process; amino acid metabolic process. The record is from RefSeq and is a predicted model, not a curated record.